GCCGAAGAGAAUAGUCGGUUAACUUAUUUAGAUGAAAAUAUGCGUAAUUUCUUAAAACAAAAUGUCUGUCCCCUCAACACAUUAGGACAGAUAUAAAACAGUGAAUGAGUGACUUUUUUCAUGCCAUUUCAAUUAAUAUUCCUGAUUAAGUGAAUAUUUACUUAGGUCGUAAUGGCGCUCGUAUGUGAUAUAAAAAGGUUUGCAUUAAUUUUUACGGCAAAAUUACACGAAUUGCGUUUCCGAGGCCAGAAAUAUGUUAAACUUAACGUUGAGAUCGAAUAAUUUCGCGUAAUUUUGACACGAGAAACAGCAAAACCGCCGUCAAAAUUGGCAAAAACGGCGUGGGAACACGCCCUACAUAGGCGAGCCUUCGCAAUGAGAUGGGCGCUUAUUUAAGCAAAAAAAAACUAUCAUCCAGCCCUGAAUUUGUCUUUUUUCGAGUAUUUCUAAAGGGGAUAUCGCAUCGCAUCGUCGAGGGCUGAAUUGUAGGUUUUUUUCGCCGUUGCACAUGCCAAAUUAUGACGCAAAUAAAUCGAUCCGAUACGAAGGUAAACAUUUAUCUAUAAAAACCGUAAUAAUUUUCAAAAUAAUCGCUUUAAUUUCGUUAAAAACACUAUCGUUCCCAACUUAAUAUUAGCAUAUUUCUAAAAUAGGUACGUAAAUAGAUAAUUUUGUGUACUGUAAAUAUAAUGGCCUCCAUUUUAUUAGACUUUGGCUGUGUGCUAAUAUGUCAGUAAUGGUAACAUAUUUGAAUUGAGGAUUCUUAUCGAAUAUUUUUUUUUGUUAAUUUAUCUUCACCGAGCAUGUUAACAUAAUAAUAUUAUCGUUUCCUCGGCGACAUUUAACAUCGAAUCUUAUCACGGUAAAAAACACGAAAAUUAAUGUCCUUGCCUGACCUCUACAGUGUGAGUGAGCAUAUGAGCACUUUAUAUGCUAACUGCAUAUGUUGACCUAAGUAGGUAUUUUGAAAAAUCAUUUUCAUUUAGGAUCCAGUUUUAUGAAUUCCAAUGCCUCCCAGGAGGACCCCCCGCCGGAGAAGCUCAACGAGGAGGACCUCGAAGACGGGGAGAUCGAGGACGACGAAGAGGAGGAGAUCGCCCAGCCGGCCGAGGUGCCCCUGGUGCUCGAUUGCCCGCCGCCCGUCCCCAAGCCGGCCGAUUUCCCCGUCGUCGCGGCCCCCGUCGCGCCCGAACCGCCCCCCGACAAGGAGAAGAAGCGCGACAGGGACCGGCCCGAGAAGCGCCGGCACGACGACAAGGGCAAGAAGCACAUGACCGAGGCCGAGAAGAGCAUCCUGCACUUGCGGAAGCGCGAGGAGAUGCAACGGAGGAAAUGGGAAAAAAUAAGGAGUAAGGAAUUUGAAGCACAAGACGACGAUUUCGCCAAGAACAUCGAAAAAACUCUGGCGACCAUAUUGAAUAAAAAAGAAAAAGAGGCGGCGGCUCUGGGAAGCGGCGAGGACUUGCCCAAAGAGGACGAGCCGAAGCCCAAGAAGCGGAAGAAGUGCGACAGGGAGAGAAAGAACAAACAGCGCAAGUCCGAUUCGCCCAAGUCGGAAAUGGACGAGAACGAUGUGAUGAAUAUGCGCGGCGGUAGCCCCAAGGGGGACGAGAACACGCAUUCGGGGUAUUCGGAGGAGAGUUUCGAAUCGGAAUAUUCCUCGGACCAGAACAAGCCCGAGGAGAAGACUAGGGAAAAUAAGAAGAAGCGAAAGAAAAAGUACAAAGACAAAAAAAAUAAGAACAAAGAACGAAAGCUAGACGAGUCCGCUUUAAUUGAUAAUCAGGAAGUUUGCGUAUUUUAUUUACAAGGAAAAUGUCUUAAGAACGACUGCCCUUAUUCCCACGAAGUUAGUCCCCCAAUGAAACUCGAACUAUGCAAAUUCUACCUGAUGGACUGUUGCGCUAAAGGUGAAAAUUGUUCAUAUAUGCAUUCUGAAUUCCCUUGUAAAUUUUACCACACAGGUUUAAAGUGCAGUCAAGGGGAUGACUGUAAAUUCGCUCACGGCAAGGCCUUAUCUGAAAGUCUGAAACAAAUCCUAUUCAAGCACAUUGAGACGGCGCCGCGCGAAAUCUUGGGCGAAUUCCCGCGGAUGAGUCGCGAGGACGCGCUCAACAUAAUAAACGUAACGCAAGCGAAACUGCACGAACAAGGCGGGGAAAAUAAGCCGGAAGUUAAAGGUGGGAUACCGUCUUUGUUUGAUAUUAACGUACCCGUACCCCCUGAAUUGUUGCAAGGAUGUGAUGACGUAAAAUCUAAAACGGAAAAAGGCAUCCGAAACCGCCCGUCCAGAUGGCAAGAUCCCGACCCCAUCGUCGACCGCGAAUUCCCCAUCAAAUCCUUCAACUACCCCCAAGACCAAGACAUGCGAAUCAACAGCAACGGCGACGUCGACAUGCGCACGCUGCCGCCCCCGAAGAUCCACGACAACCAGGAGCUCGACUUGGAGCGGUACAAGCGCGAGGCGGGCGUGCCGCCGGCCGCCAAGCAGGACGUGGACAUCCGGCAGAUGGGCAUGCCGCCGUUCGCGGCCGCCGCCAAGGACGUGGACAUCAGGCAGCAGCCGCUGUUGGCGGCCAGCCAGGACGUGGACAUCAGGCAGCUGGCGCAGGCGUUCGCGCGGCCGCCGCCCGGCGACGACGCGGAGGACGAGCCGAUGCUGCAGAUCGACACGGGCGACGAGAAGGCGGACGAGGCGGGUUUCGACGUGCCGCCGGACCUGCCGAAGGCCCAGAGGGAUCUCUAUUUGAGGAUCAAGGCGAACCAAAAAGACAACGUCGUGGAAACGGAGAACAAAGAUAAAUACGACGUGGACGAGAAUAUCAAUUGGUAUUCGGACGACGAUGACGAGGAUGACAAUAGGCUUACGAUUAAAGUGGAUAACGACGACGCGAAAGACAUUAAAGACUCUUCUUCGGAGACGGUCGGCGAAUUGCCGAAAGCCGCGCCGGUCAUCAAGCCGCAGGAUGUCGUGGAGAAAUUGGGAGAUUUGUCCAAAAUCGAUAUAUCGGCGGAAGUUACCAAAUUAUUGACUUCGAUGAGUCAAGGUAAUUCGCAAUUUUCGUUUCCCAAACAACAACAACCAGCCGAAGUCGAUAGCUCCAGUCCCAUCGAACCUGAGCCGGUUAAAGUCUCGUCGGAUCCGAGGCUUUCAACUCGACAGGAUCCCAGAUUAAAUCCCGACAAGAACAGCGAUACUCAUCGUACCGAUCCUCGAUUGGCUUCCGAUCCUCGCCAAAGAUCGAGACAAAGCUCCACCGAUACAAAGAACGAUAAACUCAGUAUAUACGAACAAGGCAGUUUCAACAAAACCUCGACACCGUUCGAGGACGAUAUCGAUUUAAGAAAUUUUAAACCGGACGUGGACCUUAGGAGUCUCCAGUUACCGUUCAAGGGCAUGCAAAAUUACACGCCAGCCAGCGAAAUCGACGCGAGCGUCAGCUCCCACCCGCCCAUACACUGGAAACUGGAAAUAGUGGACAUUCCUCGACCGGAUUACACCGGCUUGAAGCUCAGCGUAAGCGACGCCGAGAAAACGGGCGAUCCUAGAUUGAGGAAGAUUUUCAGGCUCAGCACCGAGGAAAGAGACACCCCGUUGAGCCCGAAAGCCAGUCCCAAAGCCACGACAACGGUGAGAGUGGAUCCGAGACUGAGGAAAGCCGACGAGCCCAAAACCGAUCCGAUGUCAUCGGGGAUGAACUACAACCAGCAGAUCAACAUGUUGAGGAAAUCAGCGUUCUACCAAAGCCUCACCACCCAGCAGAAAAUGCUGCUAAACAACGAACUGAGCCAACGGAACGACGCGAAUUCGAACAGUCACGAUCCGGUGUUGAACAGCCUCCUGUCGAACUUGGAUCUUCUGCCGGGCGCGAACGUUCAAGUCAACCACACGCUGAAUUCCGCGCUGGCGCUGCUGACCAACGCGAAUCCCAAGUUGAAUUCGUUGUUCACUCAGAACGCGGCGAUGGUGGGGCCGCUCGGCGGGCCGGUGAUGAACCAGCCGGGUUUGUUGGGCGCCGCGCCCGGGAUACCCAACGAUUUUCCGAUGAACUUCGAUCCGAGGAACGGCGGUUUGUUGGGCAACGCGCCGUUGCCGUUCGGCGGGUUUCCUCCGCCGCAGGAUAAUCAGGGGAAUUUCAAUCAGUACGACGAUUACUAUCCUGAUAAUCAAGGACUCGGUCCUUGUCAGGGCGGUUUUUCGGGUGGUAACAGAGACAGGGGUUAUAAUAGAGACAGGCGGAGAGGUAGGAAUAGUUUUCAUAAUAGAAAUAAUAGCGGUAAUAGAAAUUUUAGGAAUAACAGGAACAAUAAUAGAUCGAAUAGAAAUCACUCUCCACCUUAGAAUAGAAUCGUUAAUUUCUAGUUUUUAUUAUAAAUUUUUCCAUUGUGUAUAUACCGUUAUUUAUAUUCAAUUUUUUUUAGGAAUAAUUGGUUCGAAGUCUUAAGUUUUUUUUUGUAAACUCUAGAGAUUAAUAAAAUGUUAAAUACAAUCUAUAAAAAAAUAUUUUUUUAUCAAAUGUGUAAAAAGACAUAAAAAGGUACAUGUCAUUGAUAUAAUGAAAAUAAAUUUGUUAAUGUACUUUUUUGGUUUUUACGUGCCAAAUAUAUUAAUAAUUGUAGGGUGUAAUUUUUUUGGAAUGCUAAGUUGCAUUUGAAUUUACAUCAAAUAAGACUGAGUUGGACUGAUUAGUAUUAAAGUCUUUGUUGUUAAUUUUUUCCAAUUACCAAUAUUUAUUGUUAUAGUUUUAAAAUAAUUUGUAAAUUAUAUUCGCGAAGACUUUAAUAAAAGAAGAAAAAAAUCGCCCUGCUACUCCAUCAUUCCUCGUUUGAUAAUUAAAUUUUCAAUCACUUACACUAGCUAAUAUUUCAUCGAAAUUUGUGGUGAAGCUUUAAAUUAUUUAAUCUCAUAUUGAGAUCAACUAAUACGCAUGUUGCGAUGAAAUAUCGGCUAUAAUUAAGAGAUUCUAUUACUUUAAUUUAACAACAUUUAUUUUUGUUACAUUUUUUUAAUGGCAAAUAUUGUACGUACCUACCUUUUAUAUUUAAGUAAAUACAUAAUUUCAUAUUAAUUACAUAAAUAAACAUUAAUUUUUGAAAGUAGUUUCUUUUUCAAAAAUUCAUCUCUAUAACUUUAUUACAAUC
Phyllotreta striolata is the source of this 5142-nucleotide messenger RNA. The record is from the annotation of a GenBank genome assembly. NCBI's taxonomy places the organism in Eukaryota, Metazoa, Arthropoda, Insecta, Coleoptera, Chrysomelidae.